Messenger RNA from Dermatophagoides pteronyssinus (European house dust mite), 981 nucleotides. RefSeq lists its product as uncharacterized. The record is from RefSeq and is a predicted model, not a curated record. NCBI's taxonomy places the organism in Eukaryota, Metazoa, Arthropoda, Arachnida, Sarcoptiformes, Pyroglyphidae.
UUUUUUUUAUCUGCGGUUUUUUUUAUUUAUUUAUUUUGUGGGAAGAAAAGGGUUGUUUUUUCACCCCCUCUCAAAAAAUCUGUUCUGUUCAAUAUCUGUGUUAAUUCGAAAAAAAAGAAGUGUUCAUUGUUUACACCCACAAACACACCCACUGCGAUCAAUGUGAUUGUCCAAUAAAAAUCAAUCAAUCAAUUUUUUUUCUACUUUGGAUUUCUGACCAGACACGGAUAAUGUUCAUACAUUAAUUGAAUUGAAAAACCACACACACACACUGCCUGUCUAUAAAAGUUUUUAUUAAUCCUGCAGUAUUCUAUACAGGAUUAAUUCCUGUUUUUUGGUCAAAAUUCAACUGAAGUGAAGUGAAGUGAAGUGAUCACCCAGAAAGUCUAUUAAAAAAUGAUCAAUAAACAACAACAACAAAAUGAUGAUGAUAGUGAUAGUGAUGAUAAUGAAAAUGGACAUCGAUCAUCUGCAUCCGUCGACAACGACGACGCAUCUUCUUCAGCCAAAUCAAUUCAAAAUCAAUCAGAAUCAUCAUCGAUAAUGAUAAUCACGAUUUGGCCACCACCACCAUGGUCAUCUAAAUAUCAACUGUCAAAUGAAGAUGAUGAUUAUAAAUACAGCAGCUAUCUAGUUGAUCAGAAUCAUUUUUAUCUGGAUGAUGAUCAACAACAACCAAAACAACAACAAAUAUUUCAUGUCCAACAACCAAAACAUAAACGUAGAAAAACAAGUGAUAAUAAUAAUAAUUUAACCCUGAUGUUAACGAAAGUGUUGAUUAUGAUGAAUAAUAGAACAAACCAUUGUGAUGAUCAACAUGAUGAUAAUCGAAUUAAUGAAUUAAAUUUUUUACCACGAAAAUUAUCAUCGUUAGAUGAUGAUAAUGAUCUAAGGCCAUAUUGUGCGGAAAAAUUAUUGUCCACUCCACUUUUAGGCCAUCUUUUUCUUCAUCAUCAUCAUCAUCAAUGUUAUCGUCGAUAA